AUGAAGAGCAGCGAGAGGGAUAGUUGUUUGGAGUAUAAAUAGUUGAAGCAAGUAAGUAAGAUCCAAGCAAACAACAAUGGAUUCAGAGGAUUUGAGAGAUUACUACAAGACUGGUAUAACAAAGGAGGCCUCUUGGAGGGUGUCACAGCUCAAAGCCUUACGCCAACUUAUAGAACACAAUGAACACCAAAUUUACACCGCCCUUAUGCAAGAUUUGGGGAAACACCAUGUUGAAGCUUUUAGAGAUGAGAUUGGUACUCUGCAAAAGUCCCUCAACUCUGCUUUGGAUAAUUUGAAGCAUUGGAUGUCACCCAAAAAGGCAAAGCUGCCAUUAAUAGCGUUGUUAAGCUCAGCUGAAAUGGUUCCUCAGCCUUUGGGCGUUGUUCUUAUAAUCUCAUCUUGGAAUUUUCCGAUUGGGUUGUCGUUGGAGCCGUUGAUUGGAGCAAUAGCUGCCGGAAAUUGCGUGGUUCUGAAGACGUCGGAAUCUGCUCCGGCGAGUUCGGCUUUGCUGGCGAAUACCAUCCGGAAAUAUGUUGAUAAUAAAGCUGUGAGGGUUGUGGAAGGUGGGGCGGCGGCUGGGGAGCGGCUGCUGCAGCAGCGGUGGGAGAAGAUUUUCUUUACAGGAAGUGACCGAGUGGGGCGGAUUGUUAUGGCGGCCGCCGCGAAACACCUGACGCCGGUGACUUUGGAGCUCGGCGGGAAGUGCCCGGCCAUCGUUGACUCACUCUCAUUUUCAUGGGACAUUGAGGCUACUGCCAAACGGAUCGUCAUCGGAAAAUUCGGGAACUGCGCCGGUCAAGCUUGCAUUGCGAUCGAUUAUGUCCUCAUUGAACAUAGGUUCAUACCUACCUUGGUCGAAUUGAUGAAGAAGUUCAUCAAGGAAUUCUUCGAUAGAAGUUCGAACCAGGCGAAAACCAUGGCGAGGAUCGUAAACAAACAAAAUUUCUUGAGAUUGAAGAAUCUGGUGGAUAAACCUGACGUACGAGCUUCGAUCAUCUAUGGGGGAUCCAUGGACGAAGACAAAUUGUUUGUUGAGCCGACUAUUCUGUUGAAUCCGCCAAGCGAUGCAGAAAUUAUGACGGAUGAAAUCUUCGGACCAUUGCUUCCCAUAAUUGGACUGGACAGGAUUGAAGACAGUAUAGAUUUCAUCAAUUCAAAGCCUAAGCCUCUCGCCGUUUAUGCCUUCACGAAGGAUAAAGCUUUCCAAAGGAGACUCGUCUCAGAAACCUCGUCCGGCAGUUUGACAUUCAAUGAUGCAAUUAUUCAGUAUGCAGCCGAUACACUCCCGUUUGGAGGGGUUGGUGAAAGUGGGAUUGGAAGGUACCAUGGAAAAUUCUCAUUCGACACUUUUAGUCAUGAAAAGGCUGUUCUGCAGAGGAGCUUUUUGGUUGACUUCUGGUUCAGAUAUCCGCCAUGGAACAGUCACAAGCUUCAGCUGCUUCGAGAAGCUUACAGUCUUAACUAUUUUCAGCUUGUUCUCACUGUUUUGGGUUUGAAAAAGUCUUAAUUAGAAGAAGACACCUACUUUUCUCUUCAGCUUCUCGUUCUACCCUAUAAAUAAACGAAAGCUACAUCUGUUUAGUGACAACAUGUAUUAAAUUUCAACGAAGACCAUCCCAUCUUAAUUCUUGUCAGUUGGCAUUUACUCCCUUUUUACCUCCA
Molecule: messenger RNA, 1662 nt
Organism: Cucurbita moschata (crookneck pumpkin)
Lineage: Eukaryota; Viridiplantae; Streptophyta; Magnoliopsida; Cucurbitales; Cucurbitaceae
Product: aldehyde dehydrogenase family 3 member F1-like
Exons: 10
Coding region: 77-1507 (476 amino acids)
Biological process (GO): aldehyde metabolic process
Cellular component (GO): cytoplasm
Molecular function (GO): aldehyde dehydrogenase (NAD+) activity
Source: RefSeq, a predicted model, not a curated record